AUGCCCGCAUACUUAAGCCCAGCGACGAGCUAUAUCAGGCAACGGAAGACAACAACGGAGGACAACAAUACAGUACGAGCAGACGCUCUACGCAGGUCACUAAAGACACUUCGAGCUACACUCGAAUCCAAGCCAGUCAAGAAACGUCCCGUACCUUCGCCGCGCACCUGGCCCGACUAUCCGUCCAAUAGGUACCACCUGAACGAUAUCAUGGAACGUGAUACGAAGAGUGUUCUUCUAGAAGCAUUUAAGAAUGCACAUAUUGCAGGACUGGAUGAAAGUUGGAGAUUCACAUGGUUUCAAAAGAUAGAACAGAUCUGUUUGCACGAAACGCAAGCUACGGUCGAUCCCGCAUUCCGCAAACUGACCAAGGGUCAAACUAGGAACAUGCAGGUAUCCAUCACGGAAGAAAUGACUUAG
This is a messenger RNA of Sphaeroforma arctica JP610, 420 nucleotides long. RefSeq lists its product as hypothetical. The record is from RefSeq and is a predicted model, not a curated record. Lineage: Eukaryota; Ichthyosporea; Ichthyophonida. Bases 1 to 420 code for a protein of 139 amino acids. The transcript is spliced from 2 exons.